Perkinsus marinus ATCC 50983 is the source of this 1653-nucleotide messenger RNA. RefSeq lists its product as hypothetical. Bases 1 to 1575 code for a protein of 524 amino acids. The record is from RefSeq and is a predicted model, not a curated record. Gene Ontology annotation, molecular function: ATP hydrolysis activity; ATP binding; proton-transporting ATP synthase activity, rotational mechanism. The transcript has 14 exons. Gene Ontology annotation, biological process: proton motive force-driven mitochondrial ATP synthesis; proton transmembrane transport. Lineage: Eukaryota; Perkinsozoa; Perkinsida; Perkinsidae.
AUGUCUAAUCUGUUCGUUCGAUCGGUUAAGCACGUCAAGGUGCGGCCGCCUAUGAACUUUUUAAGGACUGCGGGUUUUGCGUCUGCUGCCGCUGCUGCUAAUGCUAAUGCUUCGGCUCAUAUGGCCGAGGUGGCACAGCCUGGUCACCAAGGGAAGAUCUCCCAGGUCAUCGGUGCUGUUGUUGAUGUCCACUUCGCCUCCGGUCGAUUGCCCCCUGUAUUGAACUCCCUUGAGGUCCAAGGCUUUGAGCAUAGACUGGUCCUUGAGGUUGCCCAGCAUCUUGGAGAGAAUACGGUUCGUACCAUUGCCAUGGAUGGUACUGAUGGUCUGGUACGUGGUCAGAAGGUGGUUGAUACCGGUGCUCCCAUCUCCGUCCCUGUUGGCCAAGGAACUCUCGGACGUAUCAUGAACGUCAUCGGUGAGCCUAUUGACGAGCUAGGACCUAUUGAGUGCAACACUAGAUGGCCCAUCCAUAGACCAGCUCCCACCUUCUCCGAGAUGGACACUGUUGCUAGACAGCUUUAUACUGGGAUCAAGGUUGUGGACCUGUUGGCGCCCUACACUAAGGGUGGUAAGAUCGGCCUCUUUGGUGGUGCCGGUGUCGGUAAGACAGUUGUCAUUAUGGAGCUUAUCAAUAACAUUGCUAUGAAGCAUGGUGGUUUCUCUGUCUUUGCUGGUGUUGGUGAGCGUACUCGUGAGGGUAAUGAUUUAUAUCAUGAGAUGAUUGCUGGUGGUGUUAUUAAGAAGGAUAAGGCACCAGGCAGCAAGGCUGCUUUGGUCUAUGGCCAGAUGAAUGAGCCCCCAGGAGCCCGUGCCCGUGUUGGGCUUACCGGUCUCACCGUUGCUGAGUACUUCCGUGAUGAGGAGGGUCAGGAUGUGCUGCUCUUCAUUGAUAACAUCUUCCGAUUCACCCAGGCAUGUUCGGAGGUCUCCGCCCUACUGGGUCGUAUCCCUUCUGCUGUCGGCUAUCAGCCUACCUUGGCUACAGAUCUCGGUGCCCUCCAGGAGCGUAUCACUACCACUAAGAACGGUUCUAUCACCUCCGUGCAGGCGGUGUAUGUCCCUGCUGAUGACCUCACCGAUCCAGCUCCUGCUACUACCUUCGCCCAUCUCGACGCCAACACGGUGUUGAGUCGUCACAUCGCUGAGCUCGGUAUCUACCCUGCUGUGGAUCCUCUGGACUCCACCAGUCGUAUGCUCGACCCCUCGAUCGUCGGUCAAGAGCAUUAUGACGUUGCUCGUUCCGUCCAGAAGGUUCUCCAAGAUUACAAGUCCUUGCAGGAUAUCAUAGCCAUUCUAGGCAUGGAUGAGCUCUCGGAAGAUGAUAAACUCACUGUGUCUCGUGCAAGGAAGAUGCAGAAGUUCCUCUCACAGCCCUUCUUCGUUGCUGAGAACUUCACUGGCCUUCCCGGACGUUACGUGGACUUGGCGGACACCAUUUCGGCCUUCCAAUCUAUCUUGAGAGGAGACUGUGAUGAUAUCCCAGAGGCAGCUUUCUUCCUUGUUGGAGAUCUCAAUGAUGCCAAGGAGAAGGCGUUGAAGCUGGCAGCCUCAACAGCUGGUGGCGCCCAGUAGAGGGGCAUCUGCUUACUCGUCGUGGUGGAGGCAAUGACGUGAAUUGUUUUCGCAACAUCUUUAGGAUAAGCAGUAGCC